CUUUUAUCAAUUUGUGUGCAUAAAGAAUUAUUUGGUCGAAGAACACAAAGGAAAAAAGACCAAGGACUUUUCAACCAUAGACUCUUUCAACGCUCACUCUCUUAGGCAUUAAAGUCUAUGCUUCAUGACAGAGACUUUUGAACCUUCCCCUCCAUCUCCCUCCCCACCAAUCUUCUUAACUCACAUUUAUGAUUUAUGGUUCUGCUAUUCUGAUUUUUCUAUUCUUUCAAAUCUAGAAUAAAAGAAAAUUCUUCUUUCAUGGAGACGAUUCUGUAGCAUUUGCUCUAAUGGCGGCCUCCAACACCAAACAUGCUUCUUCUUCAGCUAUCCUAUUCACUGUCGUCUGCCAGCUGCUCCUGUUUCUCUCCUUCUUCGUAGCCGGUCAGUCGCCGCCGCCCUACAAACCCAUCGACGAUAUAGUCCUUGAUUGUGGUUCCUCCGGCAAUUCAACUGUACAAGGGGACCCCCGCACUUGGGUUGGAGACAUCGACUCCAAAUUCUUCUCUUCCAAUCUCCAUAAGAAUGGCGCCUCAGUCACUGCACAGGCGGACGGGCCGUCGUCCUCUUCAGUCCCUUAUUUAACCGCGCGGCUGUCACGCUCGGAAUUCACCUACGCUUUUCCGGUGAGUCCCGGCCAGAAGUUCGUUCGGCUUUACUUCUACUCUGCUCCUUACCCCAACUUCGACCGCUCCAGAGCCGUCUUCUCUGUCACAGCUGGUCUCUACACUCUCCUUCGCGAUUUCAAUGUUUCCGUCAACGCUGAUGCUUCUCGUAAUGAUGAAGUUUUUCGAGAGUACUGUGUGUAUGUGGAUGAAAAUCAUAACAUACUCAAUCUUACAUUCACUCCCACAGAUCAGAACUCGUAUGCUUUUAUCAGUGGGAUUCAGAUUGUAUCCAUGCCCACUAAUUUUUAUUAUACGCCGCCGGAGCCUAACGAUCAAGGCGGUCGGGGAUUGAAGCUAAUUGGUCAGAAUAAUCAGUUUUUCCCCAUUGAAAACUCCACGUCUCUCGAGACGGUAUAUAGGAUGAAUAUUGGUGGAAGUUUUAUCUCACCCUCUAAAGACACUGGAAUGUUCCGAACCUGGUCAGAGGAAAGUAAUUUGAUGGAUGCGUACAUAUUCGAUGCUCGCCCUUUUAACUUGAUUAUCCACCUCAAUUAUACUAAAUUUCCGCCAUACACAGCACCAGAUGAUGUCUAUCGCACUGCUCGAACGAUGGGACCAAAUGUUACGCUGAAUAAGAGCUACAACCUCACAUGGGAGUACCUUGUAGAUCCUGGAUUCGUUUACAUGCUUCGCCUUCAUUUCUGCGAGAUUGAGAGUAGAAUCAACAAUCCAGGUGACAGAGUUUUCUUGAUUUACAUUCAAGAAAUGAUCGCCGAGUCAUCCGCAGACGUUAUUUUUUGGGCUGGCGGGAAAGGGAUUCCGAUUCGCAGAGAUUAUGUUGUGAAUGUGCCUAGUAGCAAAGGCGAAAAGACAGUGAAUCUCUCCGUUAAGCUCCAAGCAAACCCAAAUGACGUUCUAACUAGAUUUACCAAUGUCAUCUUGAAUGGUAUUGAAAUCUUCAAAUUAAAUGACUCGAGUGGCAACCUCGCCGGUCAAAAUCCAGACCCAAAUCCCACCAUCCCCACCCAACCUCUUCCACCAUCGACGCCACAAUCGAAGAAUUCAAACAGUAAAGUGGUGGCGAUUGUAGUACCUGUCGUGGUUGGAGGAGUGAUCGCCAUGUUAGCUUUGGGUUUGUUUGUUUUCCGGCGACGUAGGACAUUUACGGACCAGACCUCCACCGAUGGAACUACUUGGUGGGCUCCAUAUUCCAUUUCAACGAACAAGUCGAGCAAAACUCGCAGCUCGAAUCUCCCCUCUAAUCUAUGCCGUUAUUUUUCAUUGGCUGAGAUCAGAGCCGCCACCAAAGAUUUCGACGAUAUUUUCAUCAUCGGCGUCGGCGGAUUUGGCAACGUGUACAAAGGCAACAUUGACGACGGAGCAACCCAAGUGGCAAUCAAACGAUUGAAACCAGGUUCCAAGCAGGGAGCGCACGAGUUUAAAACAGAGAUCGAGAUGCUCUCACAACUUCGCCAUCUCCAUCUCGUCUCUCUAAUUGGGUACUGCAACGACGGCAACGAAAUGAUUCUAGUCUACGAUUACAUGUCCCACGGAACCCUUCGAAACCACCUCUACGGCAACGACGACGAACUUCCCCUGACGUGGCAGCAGCGCCUCCAGAUCUGCAUCGGAGCUGCAAGAGGGCUACACUACCUCCACACCGGAGCCAAACACACCAUCAUCCACCGCGACGUCAAAACGACUAACAUUCUACUCGACGAGAAAUGGGUCGCGAAGGUCUCUGAUUUCGGAUUGUCGAAAGUGGGGCCGACGAGCAUGUCCAAAGCCCACGUCAGCACGGUGGUCAAAGGUAGCUUCGGAUAYCUAGAUCCAGAGUACUACCGACGGCAGCAGUUGACAGAAAAAUCCGACGUGUACUCAUUCGGAGUGGUCCUCUGCGAAGUACUCUGCGGUCGUCCAGCAUUGAUGCGCACCGCCGACAAGAAGCAAGCGUACCUCGCCGAUUGGGCGCGGCGAUGCCACCGCGACAACACGGUGGCUCAGAUCAUCGACCCGAAAAUCAAGGACGAGAUCUCGCCGGAGUGUUUGAGAAAAUUCAUGGAGAUGGCGGUGAGUUGCAUCCAAGAUGAUGGAAUCAAGCGGCCGGCGAUGAACGAUGUGGUGUGGGGAUUGGAGUUUGCAUUGCAAUUGCAGGAGGCGACGAAAAAGAAGAAGGGAGGGGACGAUGGCGGCGGUGGCGGCGAAGAGCGGUGGUUGAUGGAGGAGAUGUUCAGUAGUACCGUUGACGAGAAACUCGGGUCGUCGGCGUUGGGCGUAAGCAGUGAUGUGACCACAAGCAAUGGUGACGGUUCGAGUGUUGCGUAUAGUAAAGGGAUGUCGGGGACUGUUUUCUCUGAGAUUAAGGACCCCACUGCAAGAUAACGAAGAAGAAGAUGGCUGAUUUGCAAAUUUUUUUUUGUGUCAAGGGGCUUUUUGACAAUAUUUAUAGUUUCAAAAAUUAUGGGAAUGAGUUGUUUAUAAACAAAGUGUCACGUAAUUCACAAAACAAGCAUAGUUGAAGUGGUUAAAGUACUAUUUCCUUAAUCUGAGAUAUAAGAAAUAAGAUUUAAAGUUGUAUA
Messenger RNA from Momordica charantia (bitter melon), 3184 nucleotides. Lineage: Eukaryota; Viridiplantae; Streptophyta; Magnoliopsida; Cucurbitales; Cucurbitaceae. The record is from RefSeq and is a predicted model, not a curated record.